This is a messenger RNA of Gloeophyllum trabeum ATCC 11539, 390 nucleotides long. RefSeq lists its product as uncharacterized. The record is from RefSeq and is a predicted model, not a curated record. The transcript is spliced from 2 exons. NCBI's taxonomy places the organism in Eukaryota, Fungi, Basidiomycota, Agaricomycetes, Gloeophyllales, Gloeophyllaceae. The coding region runs from base 1 to 390 and encodes 129 amino acids.
AUGUCAAUCGUACCUCCCAGUCUCACUCAGUGGACCGAAGAACACUUGUCCGCUAUCUUCGAGGCCACUAAUUCUCAAGCAUUUAACCAGGCCUUCGACGCCUUCAUUGCUCCUGACGCUGUCAUCACAGUCAAUGGUGUCAAGACAUCUGUUGCUCAAUACAAGCAGCAGUUGCAAGGAGAAGCUUUCCUGGAAGCCUCUGCCACCGUCAAGUACGACGGUGCCGUUGAAGUACCCGACAGCGAGAAGUCGCCCACAGAGGCAGGAACUGUGGGCGUCUUCUAUGAAGCCACCUUUUACAGUGAGUUAAGGGUCUUCGGAGGUGCGCAGGCAUCCACUGCCAGCUCUUCCGUGAAUGUCAUGUAUGUUCUCUUUGAUUUUAUCUAUUAA